AUGACAAGAGACUUGCGAACACAGAACACAACAGAAGAAGGGCCACCACCUACAUAUCGACUCGUGUUCUCAUGCAUGCCUGCUUGUUACAAUAAUUUUCAAAAGUUAUCCUAUAAGUUUAACUGGGAGAUCAGUAAGGUUGAAAGAACAACUGUCCCGAUCAGCACCACCAUGCGAGACAUGCCCAUGCAUGAAAUGAAGAAAAAGGUGCAUAACAACUGGAACAUACCAACAAGCAACCUUACCAAUAAAAUGAAUAAAAUAAAGGGGCCCAUCAUACACGAAUCAUCCUCGCAUGCAAGUUCCACCUCUUCGCAUGUCACCUCAACUUCAUCGCAAACCGUUUCAUCUGGAAAGAUUGAACAAGCCAACAAAAUCAACUUUAGUGAACUUUUGAAAGAUCCGGCUUUUGUUAAACAACUUUACCAAUUCCUCUUACAAUUUCAUCAAACGUCACAAAGCAGCACUUCACAGAUAAACCAAGAUGUCACUUCCAAACAAGCCGUAAGUUCUAGUCAAACCGUAAGUUCCAUCCAAAAGGUCAGUUCCAGUCAAAGUUCCGGACAGGCCGCAAACUCCGAUGAAACUCUGAAUUCAUCAAAAUCUGGAGUCGACUUCAAAGGAAUUUUCAACAAUCCCUCAUUCUUGAAUUUCCUCACUUCAUUUUUUAUCCAGAGCCACAAAGAAACAAGUCAACCUCCAGUACAACCAGCUACAGAAGUUAGUAUCAACAAAGUUGAUACUACACAAGUAUCCCAUGUCUCGGUUGCCCAGUCAACCUCUUCCAGCCAGUCAAACCAGGCGAAUAGCGAAUCUCAAAUUUCACAAAAUCAAGUAUCAACCAGCCCCCCAAUCAACGGGCAUUCUAGGCCUCAAGUAAUAGAAGUCGACAACUCCCAAAAUCAAGUAAUUUCUGAAAACAAUCAAGGAGCCUCCGUUGUCACGGUAACCAACCAAAACCAAGUUGUCAGCCAAAACCAAGUUGUGAGUAAUAACAACCAAGGAACCAGUAAUAACCAAGUUUCAUCUAUAGCAUCAGUGAACAACCAAAAUUCUGAGAUCAGCCAGACCCAUAUAGUGAACAAUCAGAACCAAGACAACUCUCAAAAUCAAGUUAUUUCUGAAAACAGUCAGGGAACCUCAGUUGUCACAUUGACUAAUCAAAACCAAGUAGUCAGCCAAAACCAAAUUGUGAGCAACAACAAGCAGGAAACCAGUAAUAACCAGAUUUCAUCCGUAGCUUCAGUGAACAACCAAAAUUCUGAGAUCAGCCAGACCCAUAAAGUGAACAGUCAGAACCAAGACAACUCCCAAAAUCAAGUUAUUUCUGAAAACAGUCAGGGAGCCUCAGUUCUCACGGUAACCAACCAAAACCAAGUGGUUAGCCAAAACCAGGUUGUGAGCAGUAACAACCAGGAAACCAGUAGUAACCAAGUUUCAUCAGUAGCAUCAGUGAACAACCAAAAUUCUGAGAUCAACCAGAACCAUAUAGUGAACAACCAAAACCAAGAGAUUGUGAGUAACCAAGCUUCCUCUCUUGUCAACGAGAAGCAAGAACUUGGAAAUAAUCAAGGUUCGUCAGUUUUGGUGAACAAAGAGAAUACUCAGAACCAAAUAGUGAGUAAUAAAAUCGAAACCACGAACGAACAGAUAACAACCGUAAUAUCAGUGAGCAACCAGAAUUCUGAAAUCAGUCAGAAUAAUUCAGAUCAGAUAAGUGUGAACAAAGAAGAUGCGGUUGUCUCAGUGAAUAAUGAACAUCAAGAAACCAGUCAGGAUCAAGUAUUGAAUGAUAAAAGUCAGGAAAUAGUGUCCAAUCAAGUUUCUUCCGUAGUCUCAGUGAACACCCAAAAUUCAGAGAUCAACAAGGAAGAUUCUCCUGUCGUCUUGAUAAACAAUAAAAAUGAAAAAGAGGGUGAAGAGCAGGUGGUAAUUAGUGGAAAACCAGAAAGCUUAAACAACCAGGUUUCAUCUGUAGUCUCAGUAAGUUCCAAAAAUUCAGAAACCAUUCAGACCACUGCAGUGAACAAUCAAAAUAACGGAUACGUAAAACCUGUGCACGAAUCACAAGUCUCAGUAAACUCCAAAGUUGAUGAAAAUAAUAGUCAGGUUUCAACUGUUGAAGAAGGCAAUAAAAACAUUGGGCAGGGAUCCGUCACACAAAAGUCGUCACAAAUUACUUCAACUUCUUCACAAAGCAUUUCAGGCAGCCAGAACGCACAAGCCAACAAAAUCAAAUUCAGUGAACUUAUGAAGAACCCAACUUUCGUUAGAACUCUUCACGAAUUCCUCCUGCGACUCCAAGGAUCAACCUAUACAAAAAGCAGUACCUCCAAGGUAAGCCAAGCUCAGAGUUCCGGAAAAAACGACGCAGAGGCUUCUGGAAAAUUCAAAUUCGACUUCAAAGGGCUCCUCAGCAACCCUUCAUUCUUGAAUUUCCUUUCAUCAUUUUUAGUUCAGAACAACAGAGAAACAAUUCAAAUUGGAGUUCCAGCCAAACCUUCUGAUUUAGCCGCCUCCAUCAAGGAAAAUACCUCGCAAGUAUCGGCUACUGAUUCAUCCAGCAAAUCUCAAAGUUCACAAGAUCAAGUAUCCAACAGUCAAACCAGCCAGAAACAAGUUGUGACAAAUCACAACCAAGAAAUUGUACACAACCAAGUCAAUCAAAAACAAGAAAGGGAAAACAAAAAAGAGUCAUCUGUGGUUUCAGUGGUCACAACAAAAAGGGAGAUCAGUAAAACCCAAGUAGUAAACAACAAAAACCAGGCUGUUGUAAACGAUGCUCAGCAAACCUCCAAGGCCCAAAAUAUUCAGGAUGUCUCUGGUGACAAUUCAGUACCUAUUAUCGGAGACAGAUACGGUGAAAGCGAUGUGUCAGUGAAUCAAGUGAUUGUACCUGAGGUGGUAUCAGAAAAUAAUGCCCAAUCUUCACAAGUUAGCACUGUUCAAGGAACUUCGAACUCGAAUUCAGAUCUGUCUGUCACUCUUAGCGAAGAUCUACUUAAACAGUUGAUAGAAUGGGCCCAAGUAAAUUCUGGAAGUGUGAGUGAAGGCCAAGUGAACUCUGUGGUACAGGUUCCCACUGUUCCAACGCCAGUACUUGCCACUACAACCCCAUCCGUUUCUUCAGCCCUUAACUUUCAUGAUACCAACUCUGGAUCUAUUUCUUCACAAGUGACGAAUCUUCAAAAACAGGCUUACAAUGAAGCAGAAGAGAGAAGGAUGGCACAAAACGCUAGAUACGAAUUCGCUUCUUUGGUGAAGAACGAAAUCGCAGGUAACUUCCAAGAGAGAGCCGAGAUCAGAGAAGGAACGAAAGUCUAUGGCAAAUAUUCCUAUGACGAUAGCUUUCAGUUCAGAACUGUGUACUACGAAGCAGAUGAAAAUGGUUAUAGAGUAAUAAAGGAAGUCGUCAGCAAAUCAAAAAUGACAAAAAAUCCAGAGGGUGUUGUUGAUGUCCGAUCCCUCAACAAUGGCCACAGACUGAAUUACCGCAUUACGAAGAAAGACAUCCCUGAAACUUCCCAAAAAAGGAAUCGUAAGACUGGAGUGAGAGUGUAG
Molecule: messenger RNA, 3561 nt
Organism: Leptinotarsa decemlineata (Colorado potato beetle)
Lineage: Eukaryota; Metazoa; Arthropoda; Insecta; Coleoptera; Chrysomelidae
Source: RefSeq, a predicted model, not a curated record